Molecule: messenger RNA, 1314 nt
Organism: Neurospora tetrasperma FGSC 2508
Lineage: Eukaryota; Fungi; Ascomycota; Sordariomycetes; Sordariales; Sordariaceae
Exons: 1
Coding region: 1-1314 (437 amino acids)
Biological process (GO): intra-Golgi vesicle-mediated transport; cytoplasm to vacuole targeting by the Cvt pathway
Cellular component (GO): COG complex
Source: RefSeq, a predicted model, not a curated record
AUGGCAGAUCUUCUUUACGAGCUCUUGUCCCCUCCUUCAGGGGACCCAUCAUCCAGGCCAGCGCCCGAUCCAAGCUCACUCGAGUAUCUGACCAGUCUCUCAUCACAACCUCUCACAGCAUUGGAGACAACCGAGCCACAAGCCCUCGCCCAGACUUCACAUGGUCUCCUUCUAUCCAUCCAGGCUCUUUCAAAGAAGUCCCACAAGCAAGUCAUCGAAUCAGCAACCCACCACUCCACCCUCCGCACCAGCCUACCUGCCCUAGCAGCCAGCACCGCCGACCUGCGACAUUCCAUCCCCAAGCUUGAUCACGAAGCCGUCCGCUUCUCGACAAAUUACAGCAAGUCCAGCGAGAGCGAUGUCCUCCUCCGGCGCAAAAAGGCCCUCUUGCUCUCUCGAAAUGUCGAGCGGCUCGUCGACGUGCUGGAGCUGCCCAACCUUCUAUCAACAGCCAUCUCCACUGCCCCAGUCAACUACUCCUCUGCCCUCGACCUGAACGGCCACAUUCGCCGUCUGCACUCGCUGUACCCGGACUCACCUCUGGUCACCUCCAUCGCCGCCCAGGCAGAUGAGGCCAUGCGCACUAUGGCCGCCAACCUCAUCCAAAGUCUAAAAUCUCCAGGUCUCAAAUUAGCUGCUUCUCUACGCACUAUCAGCUGGCUUCGGCGCGUUCUUCCUGACCUAGAGGCUGCCGGCACAAGCAAGGGUCACAACUCUCAAGAACGGGUGCUGGGGGCCCUCUUCUUGGUCUGCCGACUGGCGACGCUGGUAAACACGCUCGACGCCUUGGAACCACUACGUGACUUGGCCGACCAGGAGAAGGCGAGGCAAAAGGCGAUUGGAAGCGGGAAUGCCUGGUCGGGCGGGCAGCAAACGGAACGCUAUCUCAAGCGGUACAUUGAGAUCUUCCGUGAGCAGAGCUUCGCGAUUGUGAGUAUGUUUAGGAGCAUAUUCCCUCCUGCUGCUCCAAAGGGGAAUGGCAAUGAGGGUUCGGAUAAUCCCUUGAAGCAACAAGAUGCGCUGGAACCCAUGCCGGCUGCGUUGGCGACGUUUCCGCUGCAUCUGGUGGAUAUGUUAUUGGAGACACUGAGGCUGUAUUUGCCCACAGUGAAGGAUCAAGCCUCAAGGGAUAGUUUGCUGACGCAGGUCCUUUACUGUGCCGGAAGCUUGGGAAGGCUCGGAGGCGAUUUUGGACUGUUCUUGGCCAGUCUGGAUCUUGGGCCGGAAGCGGAGGAGGAGUGGGUGGAGGUUGUGAAGAGACACAGGGCUUUGGCUGGAAGACUCGAGUCGAUUGUGGGGGAUCAGAAGAAAUAA